Molecule: messenger RNA, 4132 nt
Organism: Adelges cooleyi (spruce gall adelgid)
Lineage: Eukaryota; Metazoa; Arthropoda; Insecta; Hemiptera; Adelgidae
Product: transmembrane channel-like protein 7
Exons: 6
Coding region: 380-2839 (819 amino acids)
Cellular component (GO): plasma membrane
Molecular function (GO): mechanosensitive monoatomic ion channel activity
Source: RefSeq, a predicted model, not a curated record
CGAUCCUGCGAACACAUGCAAGCGCGCGCGCGCCCGUCACAUUCUGUUGUGUAAUAACCAUUAUGAUAAGUGAUUAGGUACCGACGGUAGCGCGCCAUCCAACACGCAAUGUAUUCGUCUGUCGGGUAAACAAUAGCGUUUACCACCUACCUUGCUGCAUUGAACGCAAUAAACCAUGCAUCACUUUGGAUAUAGGAUUGCUAGAAAACCCAUUGUCUGUCGUAUGCCACUUUAUUCGGGUUUCCUAAAGAUGAUGUUUUUUGUUGUUGAUUUACUUACCAUAUUCAAUGAUUAACAACCUAUUAUGUAUUAUGAUUCGUGUUGUAGUUUGCCUGCGAUAGACUGACUACAGUUUGAAAGGGUGUAACCACGUCUAAUCAUGUCUGGUGGCAAGAAGAAAACGCAGUGCGUGGAAGUUUGGGAAGAAGCCGGUUCGGAAUUCUACCAGGAGAGUUAUCCCGGAGCGGAGGCUGACCUGGAGGCGUUCCAGAAGUAUCCCAACAAACUGUCCACGCUGUUGCCCAGCAACAAGACCAGGACGGCCAGGAAGAAAAUCAACAACGGAUCCCUUUGUUAUCAAACGACGUCACCGUUGAAGCCACCGCCCGAAUUCGCCAACACUCUAUACGCCAACACCGUAGGAGUCAACAAUGAAAUUCAAAUAUCUUUGAUGCCCGACCUGUCCGAAAACUUGUCCAACGAGGAACUGAUAUGGGAAGAAAUCAUGAAGAUCAAAACGUUGCCAAUCAGCAUGACGCACAAAAAAGAACUCAAGGCCAAGCUAAAAAGCGCUGACGCUUUUAGAUUGCAAGGACUACAGCAGUUGAGAUGGCAGAAGCGCAAGUUUUGCUUGCACGUUAAGACUAAAUGGAACGAAUACAUGGGUAAUUGUAACCUGUGGGGAUCGAGUCUGCGCAAAAUCCAAGGGCAUUGUGGCACUGGCGUGGCGCAGUUCUUUGUAUUUAUCAAGCUGCUGAUAUUCGUGAACGCGUUCACAGCAGGCGUAGUGCUGGCCGCGGUUGUGUUACCGUCUGCGUACUGGACAGAAUGGCAGGCGCGGACGGCGGGUAAUCGGACGGCGGAUCCGUGGGACGAAUGCGGAUCAAGCAAUGGCAGUGCGUCCAUAGAGUGUUGCAGUGCGAUAUACGAAAACGCAACACGGACGUUGGCUGGAGUGGCAGGUACCAGUGGUGACAAGUCACUGUUGUACGUAUUGGACGUGGUGCGCGGUGCAGGUUGGGUGGAGAGUUCAGCCGCGUACUAUGGUCACUACCCGGCCGGACAGCAUUUUGACAUGCCACCGCCACCGGCAGAACCGCUGUUCACGUACCGCGUGCCUCUGGCAUACGUGUGCUGCACUGUAUUCCAUAUGGUCGUGACGCUGGCCGUCUUUAUCCGACAUUCUAUCGGCGGUCUGAGACAGCGUAUGGUGGAGACCCAGUGCCGGUACUAUUUGUACGCCAACGCCGUGUUUGUCGGCUGGGACUUUUGCAUCAGUAACCAGACGUCGGCUGAGUUCAAACGCAAGGCCAUCGCAAACGAAUUGCGGUCGUUUUUAAUGACCUCAUCGCCGACGGCGGCCGCCCGCUUCCAACGCCGCCAUCGUGGUCGAGGCCAGGGCCGGGAUUUUGACGCGGAUGACGACGCCGGAGGCUGUCGAGUGACCAACGCGAUAGUCAAGGCGUUCACGUGGUCGUUAUCCGUCGGCCUGAUUGUGGUGGCCUGCUGUUCCGUGCACUUAAUGUUCGUCUAUACGGUAAAGUCGCUCCAAAGGCGUGAGUUGCCGCACACUGUUGCGUGGACGUUGCUGCUGGAAUUCGCCGUUCCUGUGGCCAUCACCUUCUACAACGUGGUGCUACCGGUUGUAUUCGACGUGUUGGCCAAGCUGGAGAACCGGCCGGCGGCGGCCGACGACCAAGAGACCAGGUCGUCCGUGCUGCGCAUACUAGCCGUCAAGGUGUCACUGCUGGCCGUGCUGCUCGGCUCCGUGUACAGGCUGAUCAACUGCGUGCGCGAGAAGUUACAAUGCGCCAGCGCACUGUGCGGAUCGCCACUGUGCUGGGAAACUUACUUCGGUACGCUUAUGUACCGGUUGCUGAUUGUCGACGUUGCAGCCAAAAUUGGCAUCACGUUGCUAAUCAGCUGCCCACGUUCCAUACUGGUUAGGCAUUUCAAGAACCGGUUGUUCCAAGCCGUUUGCAAACAGGAGUUGACUCUUGCCAAGCACGUGCUGGACGUCAUUUACGUGCAGACAAUCGUCUGGCUGGGCACGUUUUACGCACCGAUGAUGCCCAUACUCGGUCUUCUUUCGUUGGUCAUCAUGUUCUACAUUAAGCGGUUCACGUGCGUUGUCAAUUACAGUCUAGCCCACAAGGUGUACGGACCGUCCCGCACACAUACAGCCAUAAUGUCCGUGUUGUUGGUGUCAUACGCCAUUUGUGCGGCAGUCUGGGCGACGGCCACCGCCCGGAUCACGCCGUCCCGGUCGUGUGGCCCGUUUAAGGGUCUACCGUCCGUGUGGACGGCGACGGCCAAGCUCACGGACGCCGUGCCGCCGGCCGUAUUCGCCGUAGUCGAUGUGCUCCUCUCUGCCAACGUCGUGGUGUCCGUCGUGAUCACGCUGGUGGGCGUCGUUUACUAUAACCGGUGUAUUACAAAAGCCAACAAAAAAAUGAUCGCCGUGCUCCGCAAGCAGCUGGUGCUCGAAGGUCACGACAAGCAGUUUUUGUUGAACAGGUUGAGUGCGUUCAUCAAGCAACGGGACAAACGGCGAGGACCCUCCGCCACUACGGCCACAAUUUCAGAAAAUCCCACUGAUAUCGAUGGGAUACUUUCAUAAUUGAGUGAUAAACCAAACGUUAUAAUAAGGUUAUGAUAAGGUUUAUGUCUUUGAAACAAUAUAAACAUAUGUCUAUCAAACAACGUACGGCGUGAGUCGUGAUGUUAGGUGUGUUGAUUUGUACAAAGUGUCGAUAGAUAAUUUUACACUAAAACGCUAACUUUCUCUCAAACACACAUGCAAUCUUUGUAACUUUUGAAACAUUUUAGUUUACAUUAUUUUACACAAUCCAAAGCAGCAAAUCAUAACAACAACUUUGCUCGGGAAAGUAAAUGCCGUAUACGCAUUCGAUUUACACUGUUAUCUUUAAUUAUAGGUACAAAAUAUGAUGAAAUGUACCUAUGAAAUAUAUAAAACUAUAUUAUUUUAUUUUAAUAUAUAAAAAAAAAAUAAAGAUAAUGUAUAUAAUAUAGCGUCAGGGUUUCAAUGCUACAGGAAUCGAAUCCGACACAUAAUAGUCAAGCAAGAGGCCUAUUAUAGUAUAAAUAGAUAUCUCUGACAAUAUUCAACUAUUUGAAAACCUGGCUAUGGAACAUUUGCUACUGUAACAGAAUGCAACUCUCUCAUCGACACCGCCUGUGUCGAUAAAUCGAUUUGAAUUUCUUUAAAUAACUAACGAACAGAAUGUUUUUUAAUUUCAUUUACAUAACCUAACCUAAUCAUAAUACACUUUAAUUAAAUUUCUCAACCACCGUUAAAUAAUGUUGAAAAAUUAUAGGCUGCAUCCCAUUUAGCUCAACUUUAAGUUCGGUAUUGUAUUUUAUAUUAGUUGUAUAAGACAGUACCAUAUAAAAUUUCUGUGGUUCUUUAGAGAGAAAGUUAACGUAGGUACAACAUACACUUCAAUAAAUCGACUCCCUUGCAUAUUGACAUCACAGCUUUGACAUUAUAUUAUAAUAUUACCAUGGUUGUGUCCUACAAAAAAAUAGGAUGUAUAUUAUUUAACAAACGCUCGUUUUUUAAAACAUUUUCGCUCAUUGUUUAAGUAAAAAUGAUAAAUAAUAAUUAUUUAUAACAAAAAUUGUAUACAUUUAUUUCAUAUUAUUAUUACCACUGUUUUAAUUUUCUAUCCUAUUAUUUGAUUCGCAUUAAAUUUCUAUUGAUUUUAAAUGGCGCUAAUUACCGUUAUGGAUUCGCAGCUCAUUUCACCUUAUACGUACUUGGAACGAUAUAAUGUACGUCGAAUCUUGAAAUAAGCAUCAGAACAAAUAUAUAUAUUUUAUUUAUUACAUCUGGUGUGCUUCUGUUAUACGAAAAUAAUGAGCUAUUAAGAAUUUUGUGUUAUUGAAUAUU